Messenger RNA from Colletotrichum phormii, 744 nucleotides. RefSeq lists its product as uncharacterized. The record is from RefSeq and is a predicted model, not a curated record. The transcript has a single exon. Bases 220 to 687 code for a protein of 155 amino acids. NCBI's taxonomy places the organism in Eukaryota, Fungi, Ascomycota, Sordariomycetes, Glomerellales, Glomerellaceae.
UUCGAGUACUACUUUGCUCUGUGCUGCUGACACUUCCGAGGCUUAGAACGUGGAGCCGGUCCUUGACAACAGACAAUGCAUCUUAGCGCAUCGCAUCGGCGGAUGAGGUGUACGAACUGGCGGGAGACGGACAACUCCCAUUUGCUUCACCAUCCAAUCCAGCACGAACCACAGGCACGUUGCUGCUCUAGGCGGCCGCUUGUUGACUGCAGGUGAUGGAUGUCUGGUUCUCGUCACAGUUGCACAUCGGGACGCAUGUGCAUAUGCCUCGUUUUGCUAACGUCCAGGAUCAGUACCCAAGAUGGCGCGGCUGUUCAAAGACCCCCCCUUCCGCUUCGCAUGGGAUUCUUAAUUAUGAGCAUAGCCCUGAAUGGCUGUGAUGUCGUCGUCUUUUUUGGCAGCUCUAAGCUCCAUGGGACGGCAUCUCUCAGUCGCGUGCUGCCAAACUGCCAUUGGCCUUCGGACAGCAAGGAUCAUGGCCCCUGCGCCAACGUAGUGCAGCCAACUAGACACUACGCAAGACGAGACGAAGCGUUGGGUCACCCACCCUUCUACUCCGUAGCAGCAUAUGGCGUGAGAGCUUGCGAGAAUCGUCAGCUCGUCCGUAACGACAAGACUCUGACGACGACCGAUCAGUGCAAUAGGAUGCCGUACCGUUUCUGCAGGCUAUUCCGUCAAGUACAGUAGGCUACUAAGCAGAGGCAGGCGCGUCAGAUAUUAGGGACUAAUGGUACCCGUAUCGGU